CCCGCCCCACGGGCAGCCCGCCUGUCCGCGGCAGGUGGCCCCGACCCCCGCCGGCGCCGCACGUCACUUCCUCGCAAACUUUCCCGAGCUGCUCCCUCCGCCAAAGUUGCCGGCGGCGGCCGCCCGGGCCGGGGAGGGCGUUGGGGCCGGCCGGGCAUGCCCGGCUCCCUGCGCCCGCCGGGGCACGGCCGGGCCGGCUCGGGCCGCCCGCGGCACCGUUAGCUCGGGGCGGGAGCCAUGGCCCGCAGCCUGGACGGCAUCGACCUGGCGGCGCUGCGGGACCCUGCGGGAAUAUUUGAACUGGUGCAGGUUGUUGGAAAUGGGACAUAUGGACAAGUCUAUAAGGGUCGCCAUGUUAAGACUGGGCAGCUGGCAGCAAUCAAAGUGAUGAAUGUUACCGAGAAUGAAGAGGAGGAAAUCAAGCUGGAGAUAAAUAUGCUAAAAAAGUACUCCCAUCACCGGAAUAUUGCUACGUAUUACGGUGCUUUCGUCAAGAAAAGUCCUGCAGGCCAAGAUGAUCAGCUCUGGCUGGUGAUGGAGUACUGUGGCGCGGGCUCUGUCACCGACCUGGUGAAGAAGACGAAAGGGAAUUGUUUCAAGGAGGAUUGGAUCGCCUACAUCUGCAGAGAGGUUCUCAGGGGYUUGGCGCAUCUUCACGCUCACCAUGUCAUCCAUCGAGAUAUUAAAGGACAGAAUGUGCUUCUCACAGAAAAUGCAGAAGUAAAAUUGGUGGAUUUUGGUGUAAGUGCUCAGCUGGACAGGACUAUUGGGAGAAGAAACACGUUUAUUGGCACCCCUUACUGGAUGGCACCCGAGGUCAUUGCCUGUGAGGAGAACCCUGACUCUACGUAUGAUUACAGAAGUGACCUGUGGUCUCUGGGAAUCACUGCUAUUGAAAUGGCUGAAGGAGCUCCACCCCUGUGUGACAUGCAUCCCAUGAGAGCACUCUUCCUCAUCCCACGGAACCCACCCCCAAAGCUGAAAUCCAGAAAAUGGUCAAAGAAGUUCCUAAACUUUGUUGAAAGCUGCCUUGUGAAGCAUUAUUUGCAUCGGCCGUCCACGGAGACGCUGCUGAAGCAUUCCUUCAUCCGGGACAUGCAGAACGAGCGGCAAGUGCGCAUCAUGCUGAAGGAUCACCUGGACAGGACCAGGAAGAAAAAAGGAGAAAAGGAAGAAACAGACUAUGAUUACAGUGGAAGUGAGGAGGAAGAUGAUGAGCUGAAUGAAGAUGAAGGAGAACCAAGCUCCAUAGUUAAUCUCCCGGGGGAGUCAACUCUGCGCCGGGAAUUUCUGAGGCUGCAGCAGGAGAACAAGAACCGCUGUGACCCUCAGCGGCAGCARCAGCAGCUCAAGGACCAGGAGAAGUACAAGAAGCAGCUGCUGGCAGAGCGGCAGAAACGCAUCGAGCAGCAGAAGGAGCAGAGGAGGAGGCUGGAGGAUCACCAGAGGCGAGAGCAGGAGCUCCGGAGGCAGCAGGAGKGUGAGCAGAGGUGGCCAGAGGCAAAGGGCGUUCAGAGGAAAGAGGAAAGGGGUAAAGAAGACAAGAGGGCUGUGGAAGAUGAAUACUUCAUUGUAGAUGGACAGAGGAAAUUGGAAAAGAAGCAGAAGAUGGAAGAUGUGCAGCACAGCAGGAAGGUGCACAGAACUCUCCCCAAAGAUCAGACACAGCUGCUGUCUCUCCAGCACGACCACAGGCUGAAGAAGAAGGAGCCUGCCCAGAGUUCCAAUGCAGCAGUGCAGCCUCCAUCGAGCAGCACGAGCCAAGAGGCCGAGGAGAGAGCCAAGAGGAGCGAGAGCCCAUCCAGUGCUGUGCCAUGGGCCGCCCCCCAGGGCAGGAUGGGAUCCGGGAGCAGCUCCAGCCCCUGCACCCCCGCGCCACAGAGAGCCCUGCUCGUACAGUGUGAGAAUUUCCGGGCUAGCAAGGACGUGUACCACAGCAGCUCCCUGUCAGACAUGGUGACAGCCCCGCUCAGCCCCGUGCAGGACGAUGUGUUCUGGAGCACGAGCCACARCGAAGAGCAGCCCCCAAAGGUUCCAGAAAGGACAACCUCAAAAUUCUACAGCAGGGAUCAGCCAGGCCAUCAGAGAUGCCUUUCAAGUGCCACUCACCAGGCAGCCCCCGGGGGACACGCUCUGAAGCUGAGCAGUGGCAGCAGCACUCCUGGCACCAAGCAGUGGGAGAUGGGAUCUCAUCAGAGCAGCUGGUCAACCUCAGGGAAUCCAGGACUGGCCAAGGCAGAGAACCUUUUGUCCCAGAACCACGUGCAGCUGCAUCAGAAGCCUGAAAAAGCUUCUCAUCCAGGCCAGAUUGCAAGUCCAGGCUCCUUCACCAAGGUGAAGGACAGUGCCAACUCCUUGCUGAAAGCAGCAGACUAUUCCUCCUCGAGUGAUGAAGUCAGCAGCAGCAGCAGCAGCAGCGAUGAAGAUGACACAAACCAUACAAGGCAACUGCUGAGCAGCAGAAUCGCCGAGUUCUCAAGGACRAGGGUACCAGAUGGAAUUGAACUGAAACCCCAAAGCACUGUGGCAGAACAGAAGGAUCAGAUUUUAGGGAAACAGAUUUCUAACACCCAAGAAGGCCUUUGGAGCAUAAACAACCAGAAUUAUCUCCUGCCAGAUCUCCUCCAGCAAAGCCAAAUUACAGAAUCCUCUGUGAACCCGCCUCAAGUGCCACUGACYUGCCAGGAACCUCAGAACAAACCCCUGACCAAGARCCCCUGUGCUGAGAGCCCCCCUGCCAAGAGCAGCACAUCCUCCACAACAUCCUUCACAUCCUUCAUAGACCCACGGCUCCUGCCCAUCACCCCUCCCACCAGUCCUGUCGGACCUUCCUGUAGUUCUCCAUCUGGUGCCAAACCUGAGCCUGUCAGGAGGGAAAAUGCGAGGAAGGGCUCUGUUGUCAAUGUCAACCCAACCAAUAUCCGCCCCCAGAGUGAUAGCCCAGAAAUCCGUAAAUACAAGAAGAAAUUCAACUCCGAGGUGCUUUGUGCUGCUCUGUGGGGAGUAAAUUUACUGGUGGGAACAGAGAAUGGAUUGUGGCUGCUGGACAGAAGUGGGCAAGGAAGAGUUUAUACRCUGAUUACAAGGAGACGGUUCCAGCAAAUGGAUGUUCUGGAAGGACUCAAUGUGCUAAUUACUAUAUCAGGGAAGAAGAACAAGCUGAGGGUGUAUUACCUGUCGUGGCUGAGAAAUAAAAUUCUGCGCAAUGAUCCAGAGGUGGAGAAGCGGCAGGGCUGGGUGUCUGUGGGUGACCUGGAAGGCUGUGUGCACUACAAAGUCGUAAAAUAUGAGAGAAUCAAAUUCCUUGUAAUUGCUUUGAAAAACUCAGUGGAGGUUUAUGCCUGGGCUCCAAAGCCUUAUCACAAAUUCAUGGCUUUUAAGUCCUUUACCUCCCUUCAUCACAAACCACUGUCAGUUGACCUGACUGUUGAGAAUGGGCAAAGACUGAAGGUCAUAUAUGGCUCAGUAGUGGGAUUUCAUGCCAUUGAUGUGGACUCUGGAUCUGUGUAUGACCUGUACCUUCCCACACACAUCCAGGGGACAAUUCGCCCACAUGCCAUUAUCAUCCUCCCGAACACCAGCGGGAUGGAACUCCUGCUCACCUAUGAAGAUGAAGGCAUCUACAUUGAUAUAUACGGACAUUUCACAAAGGAGACUGUUCUACAGUGGGGAGAAAUGCCAGCAUCUGUAGCUUACCUUCAGUCCAAUCAGGUCAUGGGCUGGGGAGAAAAAGCGAUUGAACUACGUUCGGUGGAAACAGGAAAUCUGGAAGGAGUAUUUAUGCACAAGAAAGCACAGAAACUAAAAUUUCUUUGUGAAAGAAAUGACAAGGUGUUCUUUGCAUCUGUACAGUCAGGAGGCAGCAGUCAAAUAUACUUUAUGACUCUUGGUCAAAAUGUACUAUUCAACUGGUAAAGCACAUCAAAAUGAAGAAAAUGAAAAAUUCCCUGUAGGUAGCAGUGUAAAAUUSUCAGAGGUAAUACACAAAAAUUUGCACUUUUUGCCUACAAAAAUGUUGUCAUUAUUGACUUAUCAAAAUUCAUAUUCUUUCAGUCUGGAAGGAAUUCCAUUUUCCUGUUGAAGUAUUGCAAACAUGUUUAGUUUGUCUUCCAAAGUACGUUGCAAACCAAGAUUGUAUUAGGAGACUUWAAUGAAGAAUGUAGCCAAUACAAGAAGCUCCUAUACUCUGAAAAGUGUACGGUUUCAUUUUUACAGAUGAUGCAAUGUUGUUAUCUUGAACUGAAGUCUCUUUUUUGGACYGCAACACCUGCAGGUAGAUACAAAAGCACAGUUAGGAUCUAUUUUGAAUCGGGUUUGGGUUCAUUUUGCAGUUUAAGCAAGCUGUUGCUGUGUCACCAAGAUGAACUUGAAUGACUUGUGCAAGUCUUACAACACUGAAAGAGUGACUCUUUCUGGUGAGUCCCAGUGCAGACCAGGAGGUUUGAGGAGUCCUCCCCCCUUGGACCUUGAGGGAUCAUCCCCUCUGCUGAGUKGACAGGUGUGUUUCAGUACAGAGUUUAAAAACAGUUAAUUCUGAACAUGUGCCCCAUCUGAGARAUUUUUACAAAUGCAGGGGACAGACUUUGUGUUCCUCUCAGGGCUGGAUGCCUGAGCCCAUAGACACAGUUACUGUAGAAUGUAUUUGUAAAAAUAUUUUAAAUAGUCUGUCAAAGCCAUAGAUGCAUAGAGCAUUAUGAAUCAGAACUUGUAACUUUUAUUUACACCUGGGACCCACACUCAUACAAAUUGAUUUAAAGGCACUACCCAUGUAUAUAAAUAAGGGCACAAGAGCAAGCACCUUCUUUUCUUCCUUCUUGCUGUUUCACAUCAAUCUUUGUGUAUUUGUAUGUAAAUAUAAUCUUUCCACAAUGGAUGUUAAGAUUAACAAAUGUAUACUUAAUAUAGUUAUGAAAAUAUCCAAAGAGUUAAUCUAUUAUAAAUAGAAAAUAUAAAUAAUUCCAGGUGCUUUCUAUGCUAAUUACAUCUAAAUAAAGCUGCGUCCACUAGUGUUAUUGGUGCCAGUGUUUCUGCAUAAACUCUGUUCUCAGGGGCUUAUAAAUUGGCCAUAAAAUUAUAGAGAUAUAAUAUAUAUAUAUAUAUACUAUAUAUAAUCAUAUACUAUGAUUCAACUGUAGGGUUUAAUGUACUCCUCAUUUAGCUGAUUUCUGGAUGUGCUUUGAAAUUGUAAAGCAUCAACYGUAAUACAAAAGAGCUCAUUCCGGRUGUGACACGGUAGGGAUGAUGCURUGGACAAAAGUGAAAUCAUUAGUUACAGUGCUUGAAAAUAGGUGGCUUUUACUUGAAAUAUUUGAUACUGAAAGGUGCAGGGAAAGUGUGUUGGAAUAUCUGGUCGUCUACCUCAAGGAUGAUAAUUCUGUGUUGACUCAGAGGGCAGAAAUAGAGCUGUUGGACUGUCGCUGUGCUGUCCAGUACGUCAGUUCAGGUGUUGGCAGUGAUGCUGUGACUGACAGGUGCUCAGAACUGCUGUCCCUGUGUGUGUCAGCAGGGAAUCAAACCAGGGCUAAUCACCCUUCCUGUUCCCUGUGCUGGCUCCUCACUGCUGCAGCAGGUCAGAGGUGCCUGCACUGUUGCUGUCUAUAUUUUUGGCUAUAUGGAGGACUGCACUUUCCAAAGUUAUUAACCUAGCACUUUUCACAGGCACUAGCUUAUCUCAAAAUGUAUAGUGUUUUUYAAUGAAGUAUUUUCCUUUUAAAUGUUUAACUAACAGAAAAAAAAAUAAGCCUAAAGCCAUGAAUAUCUGCASUUAAAUAAUCAAAAUGGUUCUUAAUGUAUGUGAGUAAUUAGCUUGUGUGCAGACUGGAAACCUGAACAGAAACUGCUUGGCCAGAUUUGACAACAGGAGCUCUGUCUGGUUGUAGUGAUGUCCCUACUUGUUGCCAGGGCCAGGGCUGGGGCAAAUGAGCAAAACCUGGCUUGGCUCCCUAUGCUGCUGAACACUUGGGCUUGUUUCAUUUGACUUUCACAGAACAAACAGAAAACAAAAACUCCACCAACAAAACCAAACAAGCCCAAAUCUAUAACAGAAAGAGACAUGAAAGUUACAAUUACUGGCAAAAACUAAGUUGUAAACAAUCCACUUAUAAGCAAUUUGCUUUUGACUUAAAAGUCUAAAAGACUGUGAAGGAAGAAGAGCUUUCAUUUUGCACACAGUAGGUGUGCAAGAUUUGCAAAACUGCUCGUGCUAUAAGCAAUCAGUGAUCCAGRGUGCCCUGUAAUAUUUUUUAAGUGUGCUGAUAUCAGCAGCUUCUGCAUUAYAGGGGAUGCAUGUCAAUUUUUUCCCUUCCCUGUUCUGGUGUCAACARGUAGGAGGCAGAUAUUUUCCUGAUGACAGAGACUAGUUAAAAAGAAUUUAGCAAAGAACAGUGGGAAUUUAUAACAACAACCCAUAUCAACAGAUUAAAAAAACAAAUGCGAUAUACUUGUUUAAGCUUACUGUAGCAGAAAAUUGUGACAAUAAAUUGAGACACUGUGAAGAUAACUCCAUACUAAGAGGGAAAAARCCCAAACAAUCCCAACUUCAAGAGUAAGAAUGUGCACUAUUACACUGGGAUUGUAAUUUUUCAUUUCCCUCUAUUAGCUCUUUCUUCUUUCUAGCUACAAUUCAAGGCAGUGGGUUGGAUUUUCAUUUUCUAUUCACUGUARAGAAAAACCAUUAAAAACUAUUGGAAUUUUUGGGGUUACAUCCAUGUGUAAUUAUGGAAAGAAUGCUUAGAGGCCCUUAGAGGUGAAUGCUUUAGAAGGAUUUAAAAGUGGCAUUGCAAAUAGCAAUAGCAACUGGAUGCAACAAGGAGGAAACUCUGACAUAGUUUCUCUAUCAAGAGACAGUAAGAACGGUUGAAGAUGAGAAAGCCCAGAAAUGUUGAGAGGAGUAACAGAAGAGAGGGGAAGUGACUGAAGCAGAGGGAAGAGCUGAAGAAAAUAAACAGGAGUAGCCAAAGGGGAGGGAGUGGAUGUCUGGCACAGCAUAAUGCUGAUGGAGGAAUACAAAGAGUUAAAAGAGGUUAAGGAAAUAAAGGAACCAAAGAAAUUGAAAGRUAUCUGGAGUGACUGGGGGGCAUCGAAGGGAGUAUUUUGAAUAACUGUUCAGCUGAAAGCAAAAGUACAAAGGCUAGAAGAAAACAAAAAUUGAGUAAUCCAAGGUUCUCCAGACACAAUUUUACCUAUGCAAAAUGUGUAUCAGAUUUGUAGUUUCCUUUUGUGAGGUGUUUCAUUAGCUUUCAUUAACUUUUAAAAGCAAGGAGUGAAGUACUUAUUGUGUUUUUCUAGUGAUGUCACUUUGACAUGAAAAAAUGCUACAGGGGCAGAAUGUGAAGGAUCCAUGUCAGUAACCCUUUGGUACAUGCAGUCUCCUAAUGGCACAUGGUGCUCACAACGUUGCAUUUGGGACACAAGAUUGUGCUGAUGCUGCAGCAAUGUAGAACUGUGUGUAUGUGCCUGCUUUCAUUUUAGGCAUGGUGAACUCUCUGCUGCAGCGUGAACCUUGGCACAUGCCUUUAAAACCUGGGAACAAUUCAAGUUAUGUACUGUAUACUAUGUAUUGUUCUCUAAUGUUGAAAUUGUACAAUUGAAACAGUAAUAAAAAUACUC
Molecule: messenger RNA, 7608 nt
Organism: Malurus melanocephalus (red-backed fairy wren)
Lineage: Eukaryota; Metazoa; Chordata; Aves; Passeriformes; Maluridae
Product: mitogen-activated protein kinase kinase kinase kinase 4-like
Exons: 31
Coding region: 238-3915 (1225 amino acids)
Biological process (GO): protein phosphorylation
Molecular function (GO): protein kinase activity; ATP binding
Source: RefSeq, a predicted model, not a curated record